This is a messenger RNA of Prionailurus viverrinus (fishing cat), 1134 nucleotides long. RefSeq names its product myosin light chain kinase family member 4 (gene MYLK4). The transcript has 11 exons. Gene Ontology annotation, biological process: intracellular signal transduction; positive regulation of apoptotic process; protein phosphorylation. Bases 1 to 1134 code for a protein of 377 amino acids. NCBI's taxonomy places the organism in Eukaryota, Metazoa, Chordata, Mammalia, Carnivora, Felidae. Gene Ontology annotation, molecular function: ATP binding; protein serine/threonine kinase activity. Gene Ontology annotation, cellular component: nucleus; cytoplasm. The record is from RefSeq and is a predicted model, not a curated record.
AUGCUUGCAAGUCACCCGAAGGGUAAGGAGAAGGCACAGUCACACCCUGGGCUGAAGGAAACGGCACCUGUCAAAGGCAAAAGGACAUUGGCCCUCACAGAUGAUGUCCCAGCUCCUCCUGCCCCCUUUAAUCACCGUAUUGUGACAGCCAAGCAAGCAGCAGUCAACAGUUUUUACACUGUGAGCAGAACUGAAAUUUUAGGAGGGGGGCGCUUUGGCCAGGUACACAAGUGUGAAGAGAAAGCAACAGGUCUAAAGCUGGCAGCUAAGAUCAUCAAGACCAGAGGCACAAAGGAUAAGGAUGAAGUAAAGAACGAGAUCAACAUCAUGAACCAGCUGGAUCAUGUGAACCUCAUUCAGCUCUAUGAUGCGUUUGAGUCUAAGAAUGACAUUGUGCUGGUCAUGGAGUACGUGGAUGGAGGGGAGCUGUUUGAUCGCAUCAUCGAUGACAACUACAAUCUGACCGAGUUUGACACCAUCCUGUUCAUCAAGCAAAUAUGUGAGGGCAUAAGACACAUGCAUCAGAUGUACAUUCUCCAUUUGGAUCUGAAGCCUGAGAAUAUCCUGUGUGUGAAUCGGGAUGCUAAACAAAUAAAAAUUAUUGAUUUUGGAUUGGCCAGAAGAUACAAACCCAGAGAGAAGCUGAAGGUGAAUUUUGGAACCCCAGAAUUUCUUGCUCCUGAAGUUGUGAACUAUGAUUUUGUUUCCUUUCCCACUGACAUGUGGAGUGUGGGCGUCAUUGCCUAUAUGCUACUGAGUGGAUUGUCCCCCUUCCUGGGUGACAAUGAUGCUGAGACCCUGAACAACAUCCUGGCCUGCAGGUGGGACUUACAGGAUGAAGAAUUUCAGGACAUCUCAGAGGAAGCCAGAGAGUUUAUCUCCAAGCUUCUGAUUAAGGAGAAGAGUUGGAGAAUAAGUGCAAGUGAGGCUCUCAAGCACCCCUGGCUGUCAGACCACAAGCUCCACUCCAGACUCAUUUCACAGGAAAACUGCUGCGGUUGCUGCUGCUUUGAGAAGAUUUUUGGAAAAAUCAGCAGUUCUGAUGCCUUGACCCCUGUGAUGACGGGUGGCCCUGGGGGGGCAGUGGAACCGCUGCACUUGAACUCUGAGUACCCAGUUAAGGGGGACACCUAG